UUAUUUUAAGACUAUUAAUAUAUAUAUUUAAAAUUCAAGCUGUGGUAAAACACCCGUUAUUUUUUAGAGCACUUUUAAAGGUCCGCGUCGUGGCCUCAUCUGCGUGGGCGUGUCUGUUGCCAUUGACGUCACGUAUCUGUUUGAAGAACUUUCCACGAGCCUCGGCCGAGAUCCGCCAUCUUGGAGCAAGAGCCAGCGAUCCUCUCGUUUGUUCGCGUCCGCUGACCGAUCUGCGUCACAGGAUCGACAAACGUGUAUUUUUUCCAUCAAAUCUGUGUGUUACUGUGUGAUGAAUAUGCGGCAAUCCAAGAGAAUGCGGUCGCGUUCGCCCGGCUUGUGGCAGAACGAGUACAGCUGGGAGGAGAGGGUGGACGGCAGGAAGCGGCGGCGGAGAGACUCUCACAGCAGUGAGAGGGAGAACAAGUCCCGCCGCCAGCACAGUCACUACAGGCCCUACGACGGCCAUUACCUGGAGACCCGCAACCUCAACCAGAAGCCGGCCUCCAGGGACAGCCUGGCGUACCGGGACGCCAGCGGGGCCAUGGGCUACAAGGUCGGCCGCGGCCCCGCCUGCCGGGACCCCCGGGAGGCCCGGGACCGGGAGCCCGUCUGUAGAGACCAGCGAGACACCCGGGACCAGCGAGAGAUCCGGGACACCCGGGACCAGCGAGACACCCGGGACGCCCGGGACCAGCGGGACAUGCGUGACCGGGAGUGGCACCACUACAGCAAGUCGUCGUGCCGCAGCGGGCGGAGCGGUCGCAGCCGGCGCAGCAGGAGCCGGCGACGGGACCGUGGCCGCCGCCGGAGCCCCUCCCACCACAGCUCGUACUCGAGGAGGAGCCAUCGGCGCAGGAAAAGAUCCAGGAGUGUUGAGGAUGAUGGCGAGGGUCACCUCAUCUAUCACAUUGGAGACAUGCUGAGAGCGAGAUAUGAGAUAAUGUCCACUCUAGGAGAAGGAGCCUUCGGGAAGGUGGUGGAAUGCAUUGAUCAUAACAACAGUGGUGGACCUCGCAUGGCUCUGAAGAUCAUUAAGAACAUUGACCGCUACCGAGAGGCGGCCUUGUCUGAGGUAGAGGUCCUUGAACAGAUGAACUCGCUGGAUUACGACCGCAAAUAUCCAUGUGUGCGCAUGUUGGACUGGUUCGACUACCACGGCCACGUGUGCAUCGCCUUCGAGCUGCUCGGCCUCAGCACCUACGACUUCCUGAAGGAGAACAACUUCCAGCCUUUCCCCAUCGAGAACAUCCAGCACAUGGCCUACAGCAUCGUUAGAGCGUGCCGCUUUCUGCAUAAGAACAAGCUCACGCACACGGACCUGAAGCCGGAGAACAUCCUCUUCAUCGACUCCCAGUACGACAUCGAGUACAGCCCCAUACUGAGGAGAGACCAGCGCACCCUGAAGAACCCGGAGGUGAAGGUGGUGGACUUUGGCAACGCCACCUAUGAACACGAGCACCACACGUCGGUGGUGUCCACCCGGCACUACCGCGCCCCCGAGGUCAUCCUAGAUCUGGGCUGGGACCAUUCCUGUGACGUGUGGAGCAUCGGGUGCAUCCUGGUGGAGUAUUACCUGGGCACCACGCUGUUCCAGACCCACGACAGCAAGGAGCACCUCGCUAUGAUGGAGCGCAUCCUGGGCCCGAUCCCCACCAACCUCCUCCAGAAGACCAGGAUUGGAAUUCUCUUCUCCAGGAAACGUCGCUACGUCCACCGCUACAAGCUGGACUGGGACGGGAACAGCUCGUCAGGGAGGUUCGUCAAGAAGAGCUGCAAACCGCUCAAGGAGUACAUGAUGUGUCAGAGCGAGGACCACCAGAACUUUUUUGACAUGGUGGAGAAGAUGAUGGCGUACGACCCGGCCAAGCGCCUCACCUUGGAGCAGGCCAUGAGACACCCCUUCCUCGCUGGCCUGCACAAGACGAACAGCAGCCGUAACCACCACCGGAGCAGCAGUAACCACAACAACAGCAGCAGCAGCCGCAGCAGCAGAGGCAGCAAGUUUUAACCCCCAGCCCUCUGUCAGGACCCCCCCCUGCAUGAAGACCGUUCUCUGAACCCGGAACACAAGCCUGCUGUCUGACUCUCUGGGAGAGAUUGUGAACUUGACGACUGUAUCAGUCCACCUGCCCUAUCCUCUUAUCCUGGUUAUGAACAGAAACGGGCCGAUCUCGGCAUCGAUGUUUCAACGCUUCCCUCUGGAUUUCUUUGGUUUAUUUAUUCGUCUUUGUAAAUGUAAAAUUUUUCUCAAGAUCUUUUUUUUUUUCUUUUUUUUUUACUGUCCAUAAUGUAAACUUGAGAUUUAAAUGUAAAAAAGUUAUGCUAAGGUUUGAUAAUUGUAAAUGCUGGGGCUAGGGGCGGAGAUUCUGUACAUUUGAUCAAUUGAAUUGUGCCGUUUUCCUUUACGGCUAUUUUUUGUCUUGAGGGGAUUUAUAACUUUUGCAACCAUGUUCUUUUCUCAAUAAACGAUGUAUUUCGUACCGAU
Messenger RNA from Gadus morhua (Atlantic cod), 2485 nucleotides. Its product is annotated as dual specificity protein kinase CLK4. Gene Ontology annotation, biological process: peptidyl-tyrosine phosphorylation; regulation of RNA splicing. Gene Ontology annotation, cellular component: nucleus. Gene Ontology annotation, molecular function: ATP binding; protein tyrosine kinase activity; protein serine/threonine kinase activity. The coding region runs from base 290 to 2008 and encodes 572 amino acids. The record is from RefSeq and is a predicted model, not a curated record. NCBI's taxonomy places the organism in Eukaryota, Metazoa, Chordata, Actinopteri, Gadiformes, Gadidae. The transcript has 13 exons.